This is a messenger RNA of Microthlaspi erraticum, 387 nucleotides long. The record is from the annotation of a GenBank genome assembly. Lineage: Eukaryota; Viridiplantae; Streptophyta; Magnoliopsida; Brassicales; Brassicaceae.
AUGAACUUGAUAAACCUGAUCCUUGCUAAUCAUCCUCGGGACUUAAGACAGCCAAAGGAAAUAAACAUGAAGAUCAUUGUCUCCAUAUUGUUUGUAGCCACACUUCUUCUAAUCACAUCAUCUCUUGCUUCAGCUACUGUCUCAGGUGGUGGUAGCGCGGUAGCUCCGGCGCCGGAAUUCAAAGAUGGACCGGCGUUAGAGAAAUGGUGUGGAGGGAAGUGUGAAGUGAGGUGCAAAGAAGCGGGGUUGAAGGAUAGAUGCUUAAAGUAUUGUGGGAUAUGUUGCAAAGACUGUAAGUGUGUUCCUUCAGGAACUUAUGGGAACAAGCACGAGUGUGCUUGCUAUCGUGACAAGCUCAGCAGCAAACUCACUCCAAAAUGUCCUUGA